AAAUAUUCAUCUCCAACUCAGUAUAUCUCUCAAUGAAUUUAGUAAUAAUAAUAAUGUAAUUUUUUUUUUUUUUGAAAACUCAUGUUGGCGACUUAAGUUUAAUUAAGGAGCUGCUUUGACUAAGCCAACUGAAUUAUUAAAAAAUCCAAAAAAAAAAAAAAAAACUCUAAUACUUUUCUUAGUUGAAAAAAAACACAUAUCCCUCACUUCCGAUUCUUCCCUUGUUUUUCUUUUUCUUUUCCCCUUACCAAACACAAAUUCCCUCUCUGAUCUGCUCCAAAAUACAGAGAGAAAAACAGGCAUAAUCAUUUUGUGGAAGACAGAGAGAGAGAGAGAGAGCCAAUAAUUUUCUGGAAUUUUUAGUCAAACUUCUUUAUUUUCUCUUUUGGCUAUAGUUCAGAGAGGAGUAUUUUCGAAUUUUAUUGUUUGCUAGUUAUUUUUUUCUUUUUUGCUUCUUGAUUUGAUCAACGAUCAAUAUUUGUGUGAGUUUGGAUAUCCGUUUUAGACCAAAUUGACGCCUCCACUAUUCGUCGAAAUGGAAGAUUGAUGACGAUUUUGGGGAUUUAGCUCUUUAAAUCAGAAGUAGCCGAAAACAGCGAAAAAAAAGGUGAUGGAGCGAUUAAUCUCCGUUCCUUUAUGGUUGAUUUUGGUGUUGGAUUUGGUUUUCAGAGUUGCGGGAAAUGCGGAAGGUGAUGCGUUGAAUGCAUUGAAGACCAAUUUGGCUGACCCUAAUAAUGUGUUGCAAAGUUGGGACCCAACCCUUGUUAAUCCUUGCACAUGGUUUCAUGUUACAUGUAAUAGUGAAAAUAGUGUAACAAGAGUUGAUCUUGGGAAUGCAAAUCUAUCUGGUCAAUUGGUUCCACAGCUUGGGCAACUUUCCAAUUUGCAGUAUUUGGAGCUUUAUAGUAAUGACAUAUCUGGGAUAAUCCCAGAGGAGCUUGGAAAUUUGACCAACUUGGUGAGCUUGGAUCUUUACUUGAAUAAUUUAACCGGACACAUUCCAACUACUCUGGGCAAGCUUUCGAAACUAAGAUUCCUGCGUCUCAACAACAACACGUUGUCAGGGCAAAUUCCUAUGCUCUUAACUACAGUUACGUCACUGCAAGUGCUUGAUCUUUCAAACAAUCAGUUAGAAGGAGAUAUUCCAGUUAAUGGUUCUUUUUCACUAUUCACUCCUAUCAGUUUUGCUAAUAAUCGACUGAAUAAUCCUCCACCUGCUCCACCGCCUCCUAUCUCACGUACAACUCCAGCUGCAUCAGAUUUAUCUAACUUCAUACUGGCAGGUAAUAGUGCCACUGGUGCUAUUGCUGGAGGAGUUGCUGCUGGCGCUGCCCUGUUGUUUGCUGCUCCUGCAAUUGUACUUGCUUGGUGGCGAAGAAGGAAACCACAGGAUCAUUUCUUUGAUGUACCUGCUGAGGAGGACCCAGAAGUUCAUUUGGGACAACUUAAAAGGUUUUCUUUGCGUGAACUACAAGUGGCAACGGAUAGUUUUAGCAACAAAAACAUUCUGGGUAGAGGUGGUUUUGGUAAAGUUUAUAAAGGUCGCUUAGCUGAUGGUUCUCUGGUAGCAGUAAAAAGACUGAAAGAAGAGCGGACUCAAGGUGGAGAGUUGCAAUUCCAAACAGAGGUAGAAAUGAUAAGUAUGGCCGUGCAUCGGAAUCUACUACGUCUCCGUGGCUUUUGCAUGACCCCUACAGAACGGCUACUAGUGUAUCCCUUUAUGGCUAAUGGUAGUGUUGCAUCCUGUUUAAGAGAGCGUCUGGAGUCUCAAACACCACUUGAUUGGGCUGUAAGGAAACGGAUUGCAUUAGGAGCUGCAAGGGGGCUUGCAUAUUUGCAUGAUCAUUGUGACCCUAAGAUUAUACACCGUGAUGUGAAGGCCGCAAAUAUAUUGUUGGAUGAGGAAUUUGAAGCAGUUGUUGGAGACUUUGGGCUGGCCAAACUGAUGGACUACAAAGAUACUCAUGUAACAACUGCUGUUCGUGGUACAAUUGGUCAUAUAGCUCCUGAAUACCUAUCAACUGGAAAGUCAUCAGAGAAAACUGACGUUUUUGGGUAUGGUGUUAUGCUUCUUGAACUCGUUACUGGACAGAGGGCUUUUGAUCUUGCUCGGCUUGCAAAUGAUGAUGAUGUCAUGUUGCUUGAUUGGGUAAAAGGGCUUCUGAAAGACAGGAGGUUGGAAACGCUGGUUGAUUCUGAUCUUCAGGGUAAUUACAUAGACGAAGAGGUGGAACAGCUAAUCCAGGUGGCUCUUUUGUGCACUCAAGGCUCCCCAAUGGAACGGCCUAAGAUGGCUGAAGUGGUCAGGAUGCUGGAGGGUGAUGGCUUGGCUGAAAGAUGGGAUGAGUGGCAGAAAGAGGAAAUGAUUCGCCAGGAGUUUAACCUUACCCACCACCCGAAUGCUAAUUGGAUUGUUGCAGACUCCACUUCUCACAUUCCUCCAGAUGAAUUAUCUGGUCCUAGAUGAUGACCACUUCUGCCAAUAAGAAGACUUGAGGCAAGAGUUGGUUUUGUGUUUUAGAGUCGCAUUGUUCACAUUUGUGCAUAUAGUUUUUCUUUGUCGUUUUUCCUCUCCUCUUUUAUUGUUCUUUCUUUUUUGGGCCCAUUUAUACUGUUGUUGUAAUUUAUAGUACAUGUUGUACGAUGUUGUUUGCUCUUUGCUUUGUAAGAGAACACUAGUGAAGUGCUAGAAAAAAAGACGGGUCAAGAAGGGCCAUAGAAGCACCCUUGUUAUUUUGAUGCACUGAAACGUUAGUGAUAACUUUUUCACGAAUAAAUACAGUAAAUCGUUAACCACGAUAAACUUUUUCGGUCA
This is a messenger RNA of Durio zibethinus, 2815 nucleotides long. NCBI's taxonomy places the organism in Eukaryota, Viridiplantae, Streptophyta, Magnoliopsida, Malvales, Malvaceae. The record is from RefSeq and is a predicted model, not a curated record.